AGAACUUUUGCCCAAAUGUUCCAGAAAAACUAUGCAGGGAAAAUUUUGGAGUACCAUUUAAAUUUGUUGAAUGUGAUCCGUGUUGGUGGUUAUUUGCCUGAUAGAGUUACAAAUUUUAUUUUGCAGUAUCUAAGCAACAGUAUUUCGAAGAUCAGUAUGUACAAUCAGCUGCAACCAAGACUUGAUAUUGUUCUUUUUGAGGUAAUUUUUCCACUUAUGUGCUUUAAUGACAAUGAUCAAAAGCUUUGGGAUGAAGAUCCACAUGAAUAUGUGAGGAAGGGGUAUGAUAUAGUUGAAGAUUUGUAUAGUCCUAGGACAGCUGCAAUGGAUUUUGUGAGUGAGUUGGUAAGAAAGCGUGGGAAAGAGAACCUUCAGAAGUUUAUACGAUUCAUUGUGGAGAUUUUUAGGAGAUAUGAUGAGGCAUCUGUGGGAUAUAAACCCUAUCGACAGAAAGAUGGUGCUCUUCUUGCUAUUGGGGCAUUAUGUGAUAAAUUAAAACAAACUGAACCUUACAAGUCUGAACUCGAGCGUAUGUUAAUACAUCAUGUUUUCCCUGAGUUCAGCAGUCCUGUGGGCCAUCUUAGAGCCAAGGGAGUAUGUCCAUCUUAAUCGCAACAAGAAAUAUAUUGUUGUGUUAUCUCUGGAAACUGUUUUGAGAAAAUGAGUGAUACAGGGCAUGUUAUUUCUAUAACCUCCACAAUUAUUAUAUCAUCAACGUCUUUCUUGGAAGCUUGUUGAAAAAACAGUAUGGUGCGUGGGCACAUUAUUUUUCUACUUGUCUUGUUAUUCUCUUGCUUGUAAUGGGGAGUUUGUUGAUGACUAUGGUGGUGGAAUGCUAUGAAUCAUGGUCACGUCUUUGGAGGUGACGUA
Camellia sinensis is the source of this 870-nucleotide messenger RNA. The record is from RefSeq and is a predicted model, not a curated record. Lineage: Eukaryota; Viridiplantae; Streptophyta; Magnoliopsida; Ericales; Theaceae.